AUGCCUUUGAUGAAUCAUAUCCUUCUGAAAGAUUACAUAGAGGACUCUAAGAGCGCAGUGCAUCAUUGUGGUGGGAUUCCAUUAGCUCUCGAAGUCUUGGGCUCUUCUCUGUCUUGCCAUUCUAUAGAUUUCUGGAGAAGAGCACUAUUAGAACCGCAAGCCAUUGGUGAUGGUAAAAUUCAAAGGAUUCUUAGAAUAAGCUAUGAUUCUUUGCAAGACGAACGGCACAAAAGUUUAUUUCUUGAUAUAGCAUGUUUCUCCAUUGGAACGGACAAAUAUUACCUAAAAAAAAUAAUAGAAGGCUGUGAUUUUUAUAGAAUAACUGGAAUUCAGAAACUCAUUGAUAAAUGUCUAAUAACUAUUGAUAAAGAUGAAGAAGUGAUGAUGCAUCAAUUGCUUAGGGACAUGGGAAGAGAAACUGUCCGCCAAGAAUCACCUGAAGAUCCUGGAAAACUUAGUAGACUUUGGCGUCAUAAGGAUGCAUUAUCUGUACUAAGGAAAAAUACGGCAACAGAAUCUAUCAGACGCUUUAUCUUUGCCAAACAAGAAAACACAACCUGUUCAAGUAAAGUCGACUUGAAAACUGAGACUUUCGUAAAAAUGAGCAAUUGCCACAAAUCAAUCGCAAUUGAGGGAAUCAAGUUGUUGGUCUUGUAUAGCACCACAAAAAGUCAACUAUCCAUUAUGUCACUGGCUCUUUUGCCAAGUUCAUUGGUGAAGUUAAGCCUUUCAAAUAGUAAUAUAACAAAUGAUGUUAUUCCUGAAGACCUUAGCUACCUUCCUUCCUUGGAAUAUCUAGAUCCAAGUGGAAACCCUAUUCAUAGCCUAACAAAAAGUUUGAGAAGCCUUUCAAAGCUUGAAUCUCUUUUGGUAAACCAUUGCAAAAGCCUCCGAUCAUUACCAGAGUUUUCAACAAUCUUAAAAGAUUUAUGGGCAUUAUCAUGUAUAUGGCUCAGAUCAUUUCUUGUGUCUGUAAUAAGAUCAAAGAAAUUGAGCCUAGAUGAUAUAACAUGGGCACUUGCUGCAGAUUGUCCCAAUAAAGUUAGAUCGCACAGAUUAAACGCUAACGGUUGUGAAAAAUUGGUCCAGGUUCAAGGCUACUUCAACUUAGAACUGAUAAGAGAUGUUGACAGUGAAAUAAAAAAUAAUAUGCACUUAUUCAAUGUGGAAUCUGUGAAAGGCAUUGAAGUGGAAAUGGUCAAUUCUUUGACUCAAACAUACAAUAUAACACCUCCCCAGGUAUUACAUGAGCGCGGCACAUUUAGUGUUUUUCUUCCAGGAAGUGAGAUUCCAAACUUGUAUGGUCAUCAGAAUGAAGACUCGUUACUUGACCGUGAUAUGGCUGAAGGUCAAGCCAACCUUUUUGCGCUGGCACUGUUGAAAGGUUGA
This is a messenger RNA of Jatropha curcas, 1389 nucleotides long. Its product is annotated as disease resistance-like protein DSC1. Lineage: Eukaryota; Viridiplantae; Streptophyta; Magnoliopsida; Malpighiales; Euphorbiaceae. The record is from RefSeq and is a predicted model, not a curated record.